Molecule: messenger RNA, 466 nt
Organism: Staurois parvus
Lineage: Eukaryota; Metazoa; Chordata; Amphibia; Anura; Ranidae
Source: the annotation of a GenBank genome assembly
AGUGGGAAGAAUGCUCCUUACAUUGGUGAUCAACUGGAAGAAUGUUCCUUCCAUUGGUGGUCAAUGGGAAGAAUUCCCCUUACAUUGAUGGUCAGUGGGAAGACUAGUCCUUACAUUGGGGAUCAGUGGGAAGAAUACUCCUUAUGUUGGUGGUCAGUAGAAAAAAUGCUGCUACACUGGUGGGCAGUAGGAAGAAGGCCCCUUACACUGGUGAUCAGUGGGAAGAAUGCUCCUUACAUUGAUGGUCAACUUGAAGAAUGUUCCUUACAUUGGUGAUCAGUAGGAAGAAUGUUCCUUACAUUGGGGUUAGUGGGGAGAAUGCUCUAUACAUUGGUGAUCAGUAGGAAGAAUGUUCCUUACAUUGGGGUUAGUGGGGAGAAUGCUCUAUACAUUGGUGAUCAGUAGGAAGAAUGUUCCUUCAAAUGUAGGUCAGUGGAAAGAAAGCCCCUUACAGAUAGGUGAAAAG